AUGGCUGCGACCGGUGAAGCUGAGGUCUGCACAGGCUCUGACAACUGCUCCAACUCCAAUGGCUCCAAGGACUUUUGCUAUUCGGCCCGGAUCCGCAGCACCGUGCUCCAGGGCCUGCCCUUCGGAGGAGUGCCCACCGUACUCGCCCUUGACUUCAUGUGCUUCUUGGUGCUGCUAUGUGUGUUCUCUGUCUUGAGGAAGGUGGCGUUUGAUUAUGGCCGUCUUGCAUUGGUCUCGGAUGCUGACAGCCAGUCUUAUUUGAUUCGUAAUAUGACCCUGCCUUUCAAUCAGACUCACAUCCUUCGAUCUGGAAACUGGUUUGACCGGCAUGUGGAGUUUCAUUAUGCAGCAGUACUGAGGAUGCUGAUUGUCUUAGCUUUGCUCAUGAUGGCUGCGACCGGUGAAGCUGAGGUCUGCACAGGCUCUGACAACUGCUCCAACUCCAAUGGCUCCAAGGACUUUUGCUAUUCGGCCCGGAUCCGCAGCACCGUGCUCCAGGGCCUGCCCUUCGGAGGAGUGCCCACCGUACUCGCCCUUGACUUCAUGUGCUUCUUGGUGCUGCUAUGUGUGUUCUCUGUCUUGAGGAAGGUGGCGUUUGAUUAUGGCCGUCUUGCAUUGGUCUCGGAUGCUGACAGCGUGCACUUUCUGGCUAGGGUCCUAGCACCCUAUAUGUCCCACAGGGAAGAGGCUUACAGGGAGAGUGUGGCCUCCGCCAUGCAGACGCCUGCUGACUCCCGAUACGAGCGUCUCACCUCUGUGUCCAGCUCAGUCGACUUUGAGCAAAGGGACAAUGGCUUCUGUGCCUGGCUAACCGCCAUCUUCAGGAUAAAGUGAGUCCUUUCUGCAUUUACUUUAUGAACAUACUGUAACUACUGAAAUGAAGACUUCCUAAUUAUUAUCUGAUCACAAAACCCCAGUAUAUUAACUCAUAACCACAUUUACAUGUCAGCAGUUCCCAGGGUCCAUUACAAA
Molecule: messenger RNA, 972 nt
Organism: Sinocyclocheilus grahami
Lineage: Eukaryota; Metazoa; Chordata; Actinopteri; Cypriniformes; Cyprinidae
Exons: 8
Coding region: 1-834 (277 amino acids)
Source: RefSeq, a predicted model, not a curated record